AUGGGCGAGCAUAAUCUUCUUAAUCCCGGGUUUGUGGGACCUUUGGUAAACAUUCACACAGGAGACACUUUUUACUUUCCUAAUUUUAGGGCAUCUAGCGGGCAGCUGGCAGGCCUACCAUCUCUGUCAUACCCGAGGAGGGACAAUGUCUGCUCUCUCCCAUGGACUUCUUCCGAACCAUGCAAUGGAUAUCCUCAGUCUUACCUUAGCAACCACAUGCCCAUUAACCCCUCUUUUAACCGAGCGUGCGACAUAAGCAGGACAGAAGACAGCAAAUGUUACUACAGCGGCAGCGGACGAGACGUGUGCACCGAAAACACGAGCCUCAAGAGGGAGGAGAGAGUUAGGGACAGUGCUAUGGUGCCCGAGCACGGCAUCCAUAAUGGGAUAAACAGCAACGGUACUUUCCCCAAGUAUGACUACCCCAACGUCGAGAGUUUAUCUCAAGAUCCCCCUUCCUGUCAAUCGCUAGAAUCGGACUCUAGCUCGUCUCUUCUCAAUGAAGGAACUAAAACAUCUGGCAGUGAGAUUCCAGCCAUGUCUUCUCCAGCAAACCACGCAGUCGGCGUACCGGCAGGCAGUGGGACUCCUUGGUAUCCGAUGCACACCCGGACUCGCAAAAAACGAAAACCGUAUUCCAAAUUGCAAUUGGCUGAACUUGAAGGUGAAUUCAUGAUGAACGAAUUUAUAACACGACAACGGAGAAGGGAACUCUCGGACCGACUUAAUCUAAGCGAUCAGCAGGUGAAGAUCUGGUUUCAGAACCGGAGGAUGAAAAAGAAAAGACUGCUUAUGAGGGAACAGGCACUGUCUUUUUUUUAA
Polypterus senegalus (gray bichir) is the source of this 822-nucleotide messenger RNA. RefSeq names its product homeobox C12a (gene hoxc12a). Gene Ontology annotation, biological process: regulation of DNA-templated transcription. Gene Ontology annotation, molecular function: sequence-specific double-stranded DNA binding; DNA-binding transcription factor activity, RNA polymerase II-specific. NCBI's taxonomy places the organism in Eukaryota, Metazoa, Chordata, Cladistia, Polypteriformes, Polypteridae. The transcript is spliced from 2 exons. Bases 1 to 822 code for a protein of 273 amino acids. The record is from RefSeq and is a predicted model, not a curated record.